Molecule: messenger RNA, 906 nt
Organism: Aspergillus chevalieri
Lineage: Eukaryota; Fungi; Ascomycota; Eurotiomycetes; Eurotiales; Aspergillaceae
Gene: ATG5
Product: autophagy protein 5
Exons: 3
Coding region: 1-906 (301 amino acids)
Biological process (GO): autophagy of mitochondrion; nucleophagy; C-terminal protein lipidation
Cellular component (GO): Atg12-Atg5-Atg16 complex; phagophore assembly site membrane; cytoplasm
Source: RefSeq, a predicted model, not a curated record
AUGAGUCAAACACUGUCUCUCGCCAGCAUCCAAAAGACUGUUUGGGAUGGGAAACUCCCACUAGAGAUCGUCCUGGCGCCAUCCGAGAGCCGGAGCUAUGAUCAGACAGAUCCAUAUCUUAUUGCAUGUUCACGACUCACCUAUCUCCCCUCUCUAUUGCCCCGGUUAAGGGCGUUCUUCUCUCCGUCCUUGAUCGACCCUAACUCCCAUGCCCAUGACGGAUGGUUCUCGCUUGAAGGUGUCCCAUUAAAAUGGCACUAUCCUAUCGGACUAUUAUAUGACCUCUAUGCCGAAGCAGAUCCGGCAUCGUCUAAGGGGGGUAAACCGGAUGAGGCAGACGAAAAUACCAGCAUCCCACUUCCUUGGCGGUUAACGGUGCAUUUUAACGACUGGCCUCAUGAAGAAUUAGUCCAACUUGACGCGGAGGGGGUGGUAAUGAAUGAUGCCUUCAUUAACAGUGUCAAAGAAGCGGACUUUCUUCGAAACGGGACGGCGAAGGGAAUUAUGACUCUUUCCAAAGAAGAUUCAUCUGGUUUGUGGCAAGCUGUUCAAGACGUCGAUCUCCCCUCCUUCCAACGUAUCUCCAAUAUUCUACUCCCCUCCCAACCAUUCCGCAAUGUGCCUAUUCGCUUCUUCCUCCCUCUUCCUCCAGAUUCAGGCGCCCCAUCUCUCAAAUUAGUGCAAUCACCAAUUUCACCCUCUAUCUCGACAUCGCAGCCACAGACUAUCGGCACAACCCUCCACACCCUCCUCCCGCAUUUGUUUCCGAGCCGCAGAACACCCGUAUUAGCCAAGCCUGUACUGCACGGAGCCGUGGUGCCCAUGUCUGCGCCCAUUGAGGAAAUAGUCAGGAGUUCAGCUUAUGGAGAUGGAUGGGCAUAUAUUGUUAUACGUAUGAUGGGCUAG